AUGGCCAAACGCCAGCGUUAUGCAACUCAGCCAUUUGAACAGGGUGUUAACCCACCUCCAGGAAGCUCGCGGGCAUCUAAAAGGCGGAAAGCGCUCUCAGAAAACCCUUCGCAAGCCAAUAUUACGCCUACGCGAGGUACUGCUAAGGCGGUAACACCUUUGACGCCGCCCGCAACGCUCGCGCGAGCUCAAGAUUCCCCACUAUUUGAGCCUAGCUGCACGCAGUCCGCAAUCGACGCGCAAGCUGAUGAUAUUGUAGGCGACGACGAUGAAGAUCGCAGCGAUAUUGAAGCUCCGGAGGGCGACGACGAGGCCGAAACUGGUGUUGCAGACGCUGUUGGAGGCACUAGAGAUGCUCAAAUUGACACUGAAAACGCUGUUUUAGAGACUAGAGUUACGCCCGCAACACCAGAACAGGAAAUUAUUCUUGAUCCAAUGCUCGACGUACGCUGGCGAGCUUGUUGGGGUGACCUAGAGAGGAAUGCGAUCGCGCAGGCCUGUGAUUGCGACCCAGCGAUCCGCCUGUCGCGGCUCACGUCCACCGGCACCUGGGACUGGGUUGAUGGCGUGUUGGCGGACGUUCUGCCUAGAGUUGCCAUAGUUGUCAGCCUUGUUGCGGUUGUAUACACGCGGAAGGAGGCCAAAAAAGAGCGUAGAAACAAGCGGUUGCGGCGCAACGAAAUACUUAACUGGAUUGGUUUUAAGGACCUCGUGAAGGGCGUUGACGUAAACAGUACUGAGCCCGUUUAUGUAGAUUUCGACCUCAUACUGGCCGACAAUAAGCCAGUUCAGGCAGCUCGUCCAGCGCCUGCGGCGGCGCCGGCGAGAGCUCGUACGGCGACGGUGAUACAAGAGGAAGGUCUCGCUGGUGUUGUAGCAGCUGAGCAAGCUGGGUCUGGGUGGGCGAUGGCUAUACGAGAUCAGUGGAGGUGUCAAGAUGCGAAUUGUGGCAAUCACCCAUACGUUUGCUGGCUCCCGCGCACUCCAGGACAGCCAGAUCGCUUCGAGAAACACCUUCCAGUUAAUGGCAAUAUCAUCGCGAUGUGGGCGCGCGAGCUUGCUGGUGGAACAGGCAGCGUCCACAACCCUUCCGACGACGUCCGCCUGGCUAUUGUGCGAGCUAAGGAUCGCGCUGAUGCUGAGAAAUCUAGGCGACGGGGCGCUGUUGAUAGUGGUGGAGGUGGUGAUAACGAGAUCGCGAGCUUGACGAAACUGCUUAUUGUCAACCAGUUGAAGCAGCUAACCGGGCAUACAAACCAGGCUUUUGUGCAAGCUCAACAACCGGAAAGCUCGCUAUCAUGGGAGCCGUUCGAGUAUACCAAUUGGAUAGAGAUCUCUCGUCAUACGAAGAACUUCUUCGACUGGUGGGCGGGCCAGCGUACGUCCGGUUUCGCGAGCAGUUACAUCAAAACCAUGUAUCGCAGCGUCUGCGUAGUAAUGAGGUUGGAUAUCAACAUCCUGCUCGACAAUACGGACAACGGUUGCCCAAUGAAACUGUGGGUUGAGCAAACUGAGUUUCCGAUCGGAGCUUUAAUUCGGUUAAGAGAUGCAGCGAAACGAUGGAGGUUGCAAUACGAUGGGUUUACUGAGCAAGACCUAGAGCGUAUUGAAGCUGCGAAGCAGCGAGAUCGCGUACACGAGCCAAGUAGCGAUAUUGAAGAUCUUUCAUAA
This is a messenger RNA of Alternaria atra, 1671 nucleotides long. RefSeq lists its product as uncharacterized. Lineage: Eukaryota; Fungi; Ascomycota; Dothideomycetes; Pleosporales; Pleosporaceae. The transcript has a single exon. Bases 1 to 1671 code for a protein of 556 amino acids. The record is from RefSeq and is a predicted model, not a curated record.